This is a messenger RNA of Penicillium angulare, 564 nucleotides long. Its product is annotated as DUF846 domain-containing protein. The transcript has 4 exons. Lineage: Eukaryota; Fungi; Ascomycota; Eurotiomycetes; Eurotiales; Aspergillaceae. Gene Ontology annotation, cellular component: Golgi membrane. The coding region runs from base 1 to 564 and encodes 187 amino acids. The record is from RefSeq and is a predicted model, not a curated record. Gene Ontology annotation, biological process: vesicle-mediated transport; protein secretion.
AUGGACCAAGGUCAAGGAGAUUUGAACUGGCGCUUGAGCGCACACCCAAUCACUCUACUUGUCUUCUUAGGCAUCCGCAUCGGCUCCUUGCUGAUGUACCUCUUUGGUCUCCUCUUUAUCGAUAACUUUGUUCUCGUCUUCAUCUUGACCCUACUCCUCCUUUCUGCCGACUUCUAUUACCUCAAGAAUAUUGCUGGGCGUCGACUGGUUGGUCUGCGAUGGUGGAACGAAGUCAACACAACCUCCGGUGACUCGCACUGGGUCUUUGAAUCAUCCGACCCCAAUGUUCGUACGGUUACUGCUACCGACAAGCGAUUCUUCUGGUUGAGUCUGUAUGUUACACCGGCUCUGUGGAUUGGACUCGCUGUUCUGGCCAUUGUGAGAUUUAUCGGUGUUAUCUGGCUGAGCUUAGUCGGAAUUGCCCUCAUCUUGACAAUUACAAAUACCGUCGCUUUCUCUCGAUGUGACAAGUUUAGCCAGGCUUCGACCUUCGCUAAUAGCGCACUCGGGGGUGGUAUUAUAAACAACUUGGCUGGUGGCCUGCUGGGCAGGUUCUUCCGUUGA